Molecule: messenger RNA, 1439 nt
Organism: Gopherus flavomarginatus (Mexican gopher tortoise)
Lineage: Eukaryota; Metazoa; Chordata; Testudines; Testudinidae
Gene: SCRT1
Product: scratch family transcriptional repressor 1
Exons: 2
Coding region: 555-1394 (279 amino acids)
Biological process (GO): regulation of DNA-templated transcription
Molecular function (GO): RNA polymerase II cis-regulatory region sequence-specific DNA binding; DNA-binding transcription factor activity, RNA polymerase II-specific
Source: RefSeq, a predicted model, not a curated record
GCGGCUGCGGCAGAGGCUGGGAGCUGUCCAGUGCUGACAAGGAACAACGGCCGGCCCCGAGCAGAACAAUAAGCAUUGCAGCGCACGGCGCAGGAGCGGGAGCCGGGAACCGAAGCUUGGAGCCGCUCCCGAGCGCCGGGAGCUGUCCAGUGCUGAACUUGCGGGCGAUGUCUGAGGAGCCAGCUCCGGGCUGGUGACCCCUGGACCUCAGGGUGGGCUUUUGCACCGCGCUGGAGGGCGACAGGACGGGCCUGGGCAGCCGGCCGCCUCCUCUGCUGCACAAAAGCCGCUGGAUCUGGGGCUGGAACAAGGGCCGAUCGCAGCAGGCGGACUGGGCAGCUCAGCAGCGGGGUUCGGGGCUGGGGGCUGCACCGCUGAGCCAGCAAAACCACCCAGCAAGCCACAAAGCCAUAGCGCCGGAAGCCUUUUUCUAACGGGCGUUUUUGUAAAGAUUUUUUGCUGGGAUCCGUUUCUCUUCCCUCUCCCCCCAAUAGCUGACCCAGCGGCAACCGGCCAGCUGCCGCGCUCCUCCGCCUCGGCCGCGGCUAGAAACCAUGCCAAGAUCCUUCCUGGUCAAAAAGGUCAAACUCGAUGAUUUUUCUUCGGCGGAUCUAGAGAGCUCGUACGGCCGAUCCCGAACAGACUUCAGCUCGCGGCUCCAUGACAAGGGGUACAUCAGUGACUACAUCACCCCCGCGGUCUAUGAAGGCGAAAGCGAAAGCGCCAUCAAGGUGCCCUCGCCGGAGCCGAUCUACCCGGGGGCGCACGGGGACUAUGGCGCGGCGGACUCGGACCAGCCCGACAGCCCGCACUCGGAGAUCGCGGCCGGCUACAUCAACGGCGACGCGGCGGUGAGCGAGGGCUACGCGGUGGACGCCUUCUUCAUCACGGACGGGCGGUCGCGGCGCAAGGCGGUGAGCGGGGCGCGCAGCCUGCAGCGGCACCGGUGCAGCGAGUGCGGGAAGACCUACGCCACCUCCUCCAACCUCAGCCGGCACAAGCAGACGCACCGCAGCCUGGACAGCAAGAUGGCCAAGAAGUGCCCGACCUGCGGCAAGGUCUACGUGUCCAUGCCGGCCAUGGCCAUGCACCUGCUCACCCACGACCUCAAGCACAAGUGCGACAUCUGCGGCAAGGCCUUCAGCCGGCCCUGGCUGCUGCAGGGCCACAUGCGCUCGCACACGGGCGAGAAGCCCUUCGGCUGCGCGCACUGCGGCAAGGCCUUCGCCGACCGCUCCAACCUGCGCGCCCACAUGCAGACCCACUCCGCCUUCAAGCAUUUCAAGUGCAAGCGCUGCAGCAAGACCUUCGCCCUCAAGUCCUAUCUCAACAAGCACUACGAGUCGGCCUGCUUCAAGGGGGCCGUCCCGCCGCUCAGCCCCAGCGAGCCGUGACCGGGACGUCCCCUGGCGGGGCCCCCUCCCCCCUCUCCGAAAUCC